Messenger RNA from Rhododendron vialii, 1948 nucleotides. RefSeq lists its product as uncharacterized. The record is from RefSeq and is a predicted model, not a curated record. Bases 184 to 1611 code for a protein of 475 amino acids. NCBI's taxonomy places the organism in Eukaryota, Viridiplantae, Streptophyta, Magnoliopsida, Ericales, Ericaceae. Gene Ontology annotation, molecular function: protein binding. The transcript is spliced from 18 exons.
AGCCUGAGAAUGAAAUUGGAAAUCGCCGAACCGCACCCGUGCAGUCCACUGCCAGACUUGAGGCAAAAGCUGCCGCCAAAACAUCCACUGACACAGGUAUAAUAAGGCGGGAAAACUACAUCUUCGUACUCGAACAAGUGUAGACUGGAGAGAGAGAGAGAGAGCGUCCAUAGUUUUUCCUCUAUGGAUAAAUACCUGGUCCCUCUCAACCCUACUCAUCAGACCAAACCCAUCAAAAGGCCUAGGUGGAAGCGGAUUCUCUCUGAAUUGAACGGGAAAUUCGAACCCAAGUACCGGCACGACGUUUCGGGUCUUCUGUUGCAAUCUUAUUAUGAGGUUGGAUUGUUUGCUCAUACGUAUCACAUUGGGGGAGCACAAUGUCCGACACAUAUGUGCUGGUCUCUUGAUAUUGAAUAUAUGGAUUACCAAGCGGCAUACAGAAAGCAGGGUGUCUCCGCUCUGGAAUUUGACUCCAAGGGUAUAUACUUAGCAUCGGUGACAAAAGCAGGAUGCUUGACAGUGCAUGACUUUGAAAAUCUUUCUUCCCAGGUGAACUUCAAGUGUCCUUCGGGGUUUAAAGAAGACGAGACAAAGCAUUUACUACAUAUUUCUACACCUCAACAACUUGAUGUGGUUAGAUGGAAUCUUGCAAAUCAGGAUGAGGUAGCUUGCACAUCUAUGAAAAGCAGUGAAGUGCAUAUCUUUGAUAUUGGUUAUAUCUCGUCCGAACCAGUUGAGGUGCUAAGAAAGCGGCCUACCGGUAUGAAAUCUGAUGUUCAUAGAGGUUUAUCUGAUAUUGCUUUCUCUUCAAAUAGUAAUUCAAGGGUGCUCGCUUCUGAUACAUAUGGCGUGGUAAACGCGUGGGACAGAAGAAUGAGUGAUCUUCCAUGUCUUGAGCUCACAACUCAUUCAAGCAGCAAGCUCAAUAGUAUUCAAUUAAUUGAAGAAAAUCAGGUUGUUUUUGGUGCUUGCGAGAAUGGUAUUAUACAUAUCUGGGAUCUUCGUGGAGGAAACCCAGCAACUGCUUUCCGAAGCCAUAAAGAGGCACAUUCUCCUGUGUCAUCGGUGAAAUUAGCAUCAGUUCUGGAGAAAGUUGGGUCUUUGAAGGCUCAAUCGUAUAUUGUUUCGAAGGGGAUAUAUUCAAUUGAUAUUGAUCCAUCCUGCCCAUACCAAUUGGCAUUCCAUCUUGAUGAUGGUUGGUCUGGUGUUUUGGACAUACAUAAUUUCCAAGCGACACAUGUUCAUUGCCCUCCUCCUCCUUGGCUAGAUGGUGAAAAUGUUUUCACCAAUUUAUCAUGCUUGAGGAAACCAUCAUGGCUACGAACAGAUUCAAUCUAUGCUGUUGGAUCAGCAUAUAAUGAUGGAAUUCAUCUUUUGGACUUCUAUCCAGACCCCAGCUCCCCAUGCCACGUUGACUACAAUGAGGAUUUACAGUGUGGUCCUAGGGAAAAUAGCCAUCACAAGCAAAAUAGGUUUGUUCCGUUGUCUGAAGGUGUCACUGCAUGUGCAACUCAUCCACUCAACAGCACCAUUGUUGCUGGAACCAAGCGAUCAUCUUUGAUGCUGAUUUCCCAAAAAUACUGGUCAGCGGAUGCAGACACAACUGUGUGAGGAAUGAGAAAAACUACUGGAAGCCAGAUUCAAAACCCAUAAAUCAGAAUACGCUGAUCGGCAUUUCUGAUAGAAGCCGGUGAUAAAAAAAGGUUUCACAACAGGAAGUGCUAACCUGGGCUCUCAAUCCAUUGAUGCUCACUACUGAAAGCAUGCACUAGCCCAGAAAAAGAGUUUGAAGUCCUUGGAGCUGUCACUGGCUUACAUUUAUUGUAGGAGAAAUGGUGGCAAGAAACUGCUGUAUUGCAUUAAAUUAUUUAUGGAAUUGAAAAUAGCUCUCAAUGAAAUCAUAUGGGUUUCCUAGGUGUACCUGCCAUGGAGCUCAGCUGGUUGGAUU